AGAGCUUUUAUUUUGAUGGACCACAAUCUGACGUCACCGCAACUAGGAAGCGCCGGUUUCACAAGGACAGUAGCGGCUGCUCUCCUGGCUGGCAUGGCGGCUCCGGCGCUGCUCCGGUCUUUAAGGACCCUCAGACCCCCAGCUCUGGCCGCAGUCUCCGGCAGACUCCCGGCUCCAGACUCCGUCCUCCCGCCGGCCUCCUGUGCUCCGUCCCCGGUGUGGAGGACUCUUCUGGUCCGCACGCUGCUGCUGAGCGCCGCCUCAUGCGCAGGACACAACAAGUGGUCGAAGGUGAAGAACAUCAAGGGUCCCAAAGAUGAGGCGAGGGGGAAGAUGAUCAUGAAGUUUGGGAUGAUGAUAAGAAUAGCUGUGAAAGAAGGUGGAUCCAACCCAGACCUGAACCUACACUUGGCUCAGAUAUUGGAGCAGUGCAGGAGCAAGAACAUGCCCAAAGCUUCAGUAGAUGCUGCAAUCAAGAGUGCAGAAAAGGCCAAACCAGCGACCCAGCACAUGUUCGAGGCUCGGGGGCCUGGUGGGUGUUCGCUGCUCAUCGAGGUCCUGACUGACAACAACUCACGCACCCACCAGGAAGUCAAGCGCCUGUUAACCAAGAACGGAGGGAUGCUGUCAGAAGGAGCCCGCCACAACUUCAGCAGGAGGGGGGUGGUGCUGGUUUCUGGUCAGAACGUCUCCACAGAGAGAGCUCUGGAACUGGCCAUCGAAGCCGGAGCUGAAGACGUCCUGGAGACCGAGGAUGAGGAGGAGAAGCCGCUACUGCAGUUUAUUUGUGAUAUGACGGAGCUGCAUAAGGUUCGGGUCUCACUGGAAAAGCUGGGGAUGCAGAUUUCAUCGGCUGGGCUGGAGUUCGUUCCCCAUAACCACUCGUCUCUGGACCAGGAGCAGCUGGACGCUGCGUCGACUCUAAUAGAAGCUCUCACUGACUAUCCAGAUGUAGUUCGAGUGUGGGACAACAUCCAGGCUCACAGCUGAGUCCAGUUUCUGGACGGGACACUUGGUGGCCGCAUCUGGAAUAUUUGAUUUCACAGACGAAGGAUUUGUACAUCAGUGGGUGCUGAAACUACUGCAUGCCAUCAAAAAGAACAGACACUACCAGUAUGAACAUAUGAGUGUGUUGGCCAUUUUGAUGCUGUCUGCAGAGGUUCAGUAGCAGCUGGACUGGGAUUCACUGUCAGCACCUCAACUUCAGGAUAUCAGAAAAGAAGUUUUUACAGGCAUGCUUCUCCUGAGUGAAAUAAAUCUGCUGUACAAAGACAAUAUGUCAAGUAUGUCUUUAAAAGAUGUUUAAAACGUGUUCAAAGGUCCCUUUUCACCGAAAAACACCACUGAAAAUGUUCUAUCAAUGUGAAGCUAUGGGUUUAGGACAGAAGCAAUCAUCAUGUGCUAAUAAAGAACUAUUUAAAAUGCAA
Molecule: messenger RNA, 1427 nt
Organism: Acanthochromis polyacanthus (spiny chromis)
Lineage: Eukaryota; Metazoa; Chordata; Actinopteri; Pomacentridae
Gene: taco1
Product: translational activator of cytochrome c oxidase 1
Exons: 6
Coding region: 16-990 (324 amino acids)
Cellular component (GO): mitochondrion
Source: RefSeq, a predicted model, not a curated record